Fraxinus pennsylvanica is the source of this 1293-nucleotide messenger RNA. Lineage: Eukaryota; Viridiplantae; Streptophyta; Magnoliopsida; Lamiales; Oleaceae. The record is from the annotation of a GenBank genome assembly.
AUGAGGGAAAUUCAUAGAAGUUCUCAAACAGUCCUUAUUUCCAAUGUUGCAGUGGCACAGAUCUAUGGGAACAGUGUACUAAUUAGUGAGACUGUUCAACUGCUGAAGGAUGGGAUUGAGUUGAUAACGGACGUGGACACAGCUCUUUCGAACUUGCUCUCUUAUCCUUUAUAUGCAACAUUGGCGAGGAUUCUUAUGGCCGUGGCAGUUGGGGCUCAAGAGGUUGGGGACAAAAUUCUGAUUUUGAAGAAAAGUGAGCCGAAGAAACGGGUGGCUUUUUCGGACAACGACGUUAAAACUUUAAUCCUGUUCUCCUUCCAUCCCUUGUCGUUUUUUGAAAUUUCGGACUGCGGUGGUAACGUGAAACCAGGUGCAAGGAUUAACAAGAUUCUGAUCCCAGCUCCGGGUCAGUCCUACAACGAAAUAACCCACCCACGUCACGAAAAAGCCGAUAAUAAUACCCCUAAACUGGAAAAAAUUAUACCAAUCUUGAGAGUUGGUUGGACAGCGAGCAGAGACACGAAGGCACCGCCUCUCGCUUCGUUGCUGGAAAAAUUAGGAACUCGCCUUUCACGCAUCGGAGAUGAGCCGGUACCGGAGCCGUCGUGGGGAGGCGACCCAUUCUUCGCAGGCGUAAACGCAACGCCGCAACCCAUUCUUCACGAUGCUACUAGGGUUUGGCCCGUCUCUGCGUACUCUCUCGACAAGGUGAAGUUCUCGGCAACCCAUUGGCGUCGUUCUAGGCAAGGCCCUGAUAACUUGGAGAAUCUGAAGAAAUUGGCAGAGCAAUUCCAGAAGCAACCGCCUGGCGCUAGUGCUACUUUGGAACAGAAAGACGAUGAGGAUGAGGUGCCUAACCUUGUUGAUGGUGAGACCUUUGAAGCUGGUGCAGAGGAGGGCACACAUCGUAGUAGUUUAUUGAUUUUUUGCUAUCCUCAUAUUGUAACUGUUUUUGUUUGUUAUGUUUCCCAUGCUGAUGCUUUAAUGGCUAUGGAUCAAUUUGAAGAAGCGGAAGAGUCCUAUUCAAUGGCUUCAGAAUUAGAGCCCUUAAUCUGUCGCUCCAAAUCGUUCAAGGUUGCAAAAGAAUAUUGUGAGCAGUUGGGGGUUGACUCUUGCAUCGAGAUAUUUGAGCAGCUUAAGUCGUAUGAAGGAUUAUAUUUCUUCUUGGGAUCAUAUUUCAACUCUAGCGAGGAUCCUGACAUUCACUUCAAGUACCCUAGCUUCCAAGACCGGACAAAUUAUGUCAACGACAAUUAUGUUCUUUGUACUGAGCACUUGAAGCUGUUUGUUUGA